CUGAUGAGAGCUCCAAGCCCCUUGGCCUCUGGAUCUAGAGAAUGGUGAUAAGCAACUCUCUGGAUCCAGAGACCGAUCAGUCUGCCCUGUGGAGACGCAUCUACUCUUUCGGUCCGGCAGGAAAGUAAGGAGUGAUAUAGGUUUAGGUUUGGAGGCGAUGGAAUCGAUACUAAGGAAUCAGUUUCAGUUCAAAGCAUUUUCUGUGAAAUUAUCGCAGUUGUCACAGAGCAAGGAGCCUUUGACGUUUGGUCUGGUAAUGAACAUUGCAGCGAGCCUCCCAUCGUUGAAAUCCAAAGCUGAUCCUUCAUUUUAUCACUCCGUGUUUCGAGGCUCCAGGCACUGUCAUAUGAGAAUCAAUGCCAAACAUUCCAGCGAAGAAGCGCCAGGUCCUGUUCCUUCGGCCGGGGAAAGAUCAAAUCCGAGUUCCACGCUUUCGGUAGUGAACGCGAUGCAACGUCCAGGGCCCAGUGGUACUGCAGCUAAAAUUUUGCGCUGGUUGACUUUGAUCGCAGCUUCGGUUAUCAUUCUGAGACUUUCUUUUUCUCUCCCCAACAAAGUUCGACAGAUCAAGGCUCAGAAUUUGUUUGCAGUGUUGGAUCAAUUUUAUCCGGCGAAGAGGAAGAAUAUGACUCAAAAAUUGUUCAAACUUCUUGCCAAGGACAAUCGAUUUUAUCCGAAGGAGGUUGUGAUGUUGUACUUUUUUCACCUUCUAGAGACGAGGACUUUUGAUGCUGAACUGGUGGAAGAUCUGGUUCACUUCAGAAGAGUGUCAGGACUUGAUGAUGCGACGAUACUUGAGAUCCUGUGCGCCAUCUCCCAGAGGAUUGUGAGGACUGAAGGGCACGUGGUUACGAACAAUACGGGUUCAAGGAAACACGAAUUGGAAAAGAAUGCAUCUGUUCAGGCUGCAUUCAGCAAAAUUUUAUAUCUUGCCGAGCUCCAUCGGUUUUGGUUUGUAGAUAACAAGUUUCCUGAGAUCAUUAUGUCACUUUUUGAAGUAACUGAAAGGGAUGCUGAGAAUCUUCGGAUUGAUUCUUUAUGAUCGGUAGCUCACAGAGUCUUUCCUUCUUCGCAACAAGUCCAGAUGUGUCCAGGAUCUAGAACACAGAAUAAUUUUGAAAGCGCACUAGACAAUGGAGGAUGAUGAGGAACCUAUGAGUGUUCUUUCGGACCUGCCACUUUGGUCAACUCAAACUUCGGCAGAAAUAAAUCAAUCGAGCCAUGCUAAGUCUCUGUUCUUCACAGAGUCAUCCCAAACAUGUGUGCUAGCUGCAUUAUUGAUCAGAGCUAGAAUGAUAACAGCUGUGAUUUUUGUCGAGUAAAUUAGAGUGCAGAGAUGUCAGAAUCUGAUAUGAAUAGGCUUAUACCAGGUGGAAUUUGCGAUGUAGAUGUAGAGUAGAAUUUAAUGUAGAAUUUGCGAUUUCAAAGUACAUAACUCGAUUCACUCUACAGCCAAGUUCUUCAAACUGUGUCCAUCUUCCAAUACGGAUGAGUCUGGUUCCGAUUGUUGUCUUAAUGGGCAUCACAGCAAUGCGCAUGCAAGGUCGGAUUAUGCACUCACACGAUGGCACACCGAUUGGUCAUUUUCACUCCAAGUGAUUGCCCGAUUCCGAGUAGACAUGAUAAACUACCACUUCCCGCACUUCGCAUUAAUUGUUUUCAUUUUCAGGUGUUUCGUGAGAUACACAAAGAAGCUAAGAAGCUAAAUGUCCUCCUCAAUCGGGAUUCUGAAAUUUCAGUUCGUCGU
This is a messenger RNA of Marchantia polymorpha subsp. ruderalis, 1747 nucleotides long. The record is from the annotation of a GenBank genome assembly. NCBI's taxonomy places the organism in Eukaryota, Viridiplantae, Streptophyta, Marchantiopsida, Marchantiales, Marchantiaceae.